Molecule: messenger RNA, 5153 nt
Organism: Sesamum indicum (sesame)
Lineage: Eukaryota; Viridiplantae; Streptophyta; Magnoliopsida; Lamiales; Pedaliaceae
Product: ARF guanine-nucleotide exchange factor GNOM
Biological process (GO): regulation of ARF protein signal transduction
Molecular function (GO): guanyl-nucleotide exchange factor activity
Source: RefSeq, a predicted model, not a curated record
AAGGAAAUAGUUCGGGCCGAAAGGCGCAGAGGCGCAAUUCAUCAUUUACCUUGCACUUGCAUCGAACGCAGAAACGUGCUUUCUCAAAUCCCAAGCCACCCAGUGCGUGCGAUUAAGAUUUUGACCAAAAGUUUUUUAAUUCAAAUUGCCAGAACUGUCCCCUCGUCACCGCAGGUAGCAGGCUACGCCCCCCUGCGGAGAAAGGAAAAAACACCCCUCUUCCGACUCCUCGGUCUGAUCUCCAAUCCAACUCCGACUUCUCUCUCCGUUUCACCUCGAUUCGGUUCCUCAAACUCGAAUUCUGAUUGUUGGACUAUUGCCUGACCGGGCAAUACUUAACUGGGCUGGAGGACCUUCCUCAUGCAUAUAUUAUAUCCAUAACUUUGUGAGAGCAUAGAAGCAAGAUGACUAUGAAUUUGCUAAAUCAGAAAGAGGUCAAUGGGUUGGAUGAGCAGCCCGACUAUUUGUUCAAGCUUUCUGGUGGUGCUGUUGCCUGUAUGGUGAAUUCAGAAAUAGGUGCAGUUUUGGCUGUGAUGAGGAGAAAUGUGAGAUGGGGAGUUCAUUAUGCCUCGGAUGAUGAGCAGAUAGAGCAUUCUCUCAUAAUAUCCUUCAAGGAACUGCGGAAGAAGAUAUUUGCAUGGCAAAAACAUUGGCAUACCAUUGAUCCAGUUCUGUACCUCCAGCCAUUUUUGGAUGUCAUUAAAUCUGAUGAAACUGGUGCACCAAUCACUGGUGUUGCUUUGUCAUCUGUUUACAAAAUCUUAAAUCUACAGAUACUUGAUUCAAAAACUGUGAACGUAGAUAAUGCUUUACACCUAAUCGUUGAUGCUGUGACAAGCUGCCGUUUUGAGGUGACCGAUCCUGCAUCGGAAGAAGUAGUACUUAUGAAGAUUCUUCAAGUUCUUUUGGCUUGCAUGAAAAAUAAAGCAUCUGUUAGUUUGAAUAACCAUCAUGUAUGUAGUAUAGUGAAUACUUGCUUCCGAAUAGUCCAUCAGGCAAGCUCUAAAAGUGAACUUCUGCAAAGGAUAUCCCGCCACACAAUGCAUGAGCUUGUCAGGUGUAUCUUUUCACACCUUCCUGACUUGGGCGAUGAAAGGCAUGAUUUGGAUCAUGGAAACAGGCCUUCUCCUAACAUAGAGGAUGAUGGAACAGUGCAAAAUCACACUCUUGAGGAGAAGCAAUAUGUCGAUGGUUAUGCUUCUGCAGAUUCUGACAUUAGUAAAAAUGAGAAUGCCCAUGGGAAAGAUAGCACCUCUAGUGCUGAAUCUUUGAUGAUGGAUCCUUAUGGUGUCCCAGCAAUGGUGGAAAUAUUCCACUUCUUAUGCUCUCUGCUAAACGUGAUGGAAAACAUUGAAGUUGGUCCCAGAUCAAAUCCAAUAGCAUAUCAUGAAGAUGUUCCUCUAUUUGCUUUGGGUUUGAUUAAUUCCGCUAUAGAAUUAGGUGGGGCUUAUUUCGGAAAUCAUCCUAAAUUAUUGGCUCUGAUACAGGAAGAACUGUUUUACAAUCUGAUGCAGUUUGGUUUGUCGAUGAGUCCACUAAUUCUUUCAACAGUGUGUAGCAUAGUUCUCAAUCUUUAUCAUCACCUCCGUACUAAAUUAAAAUUACAGCUUGAAGCUUUUAUUUCUAAUGUGUUGUUGAGAAUUGCACAAAGUAAGUAUGGGGCUUCCUACCAACAGCAGGAGGUUGCUAUGGAAGCUCUUAUUGAUUUCUGCAGGCAGCCUAUGUUUGUCAUCGAGUCAUAUGCCAAUUAUGAUUGUGAUAUAUCCUGCAGCAAUGUGUUUGAAGGCCUUGCAAACCUGUUAUCAAGGAGUGCUUUUCCAGUGAACAGCCCUUUAUCUGCAAUGAACACCCUUGCUCUGGAUGGUCUCACUGCUUUGGUUCAGGGUAUGGCUGAAAGAAUAGGCCAUGAUUCAUCCAGUUUGGGGGAAGCUUCCCUAGAACUUGAGGAAUAUAAGCCAUUCUGGACUGUGAGAUGUCAUGAUUAUAGUGAACCUCUUCACUGGGUUCCGUUUGUUCAUAAUAUGAAGAACAUUAAGAAAAAGUUGAUGAUUGGCGUUGAUCACUUCAACAGGGAUCCCAAGAAGGGUCUUGAAUUUCUUCAAGGAUUAAAUCUAUUGCCUGACAAUCUGGACCCCAGAAGUGUAGCUUGCUUCUUUAGGUAUACAACUGGACUAGAUAAAAAUAUUAUUGGGGAUUUUCUAGGAAGUCAUGAUGAAUUCUGUGUACAAGUGCUUCAUGAAUUUGCCAGGACAUUUGAUUUCCGGGACAUGAACUUGGACACUGCUUUGCGUAUUUUCUUGGACACUUUCAGAUUGCCUGGGGAGUCCCAGAAGAUACAGAGAGUGCUUGAAGCAUUUGCUGAGAGCUAUUUUGAGCAAGCACCAAAUAUUUUGGCCAAUAAAGAUGCUGCGCUCCUGCUGUCAUAUUCUUUGAUACUGCUCAACACAGAUCAACACAACGCACAGGUCAAGAAGAAGAUGAGUGAAGAAGAUUUUAUUCGGAACAACAGGAAAAUCAAUGGUGGAGAUGAUCUUCCUCGAGAUUUCUUGACUGAGCUUUAUCACUCUAUCUGUGAGAAUGAAAUCCGUAUGGUACCAGAUCAAGGUGGUGCUGGUGCAGUUCUGACGCGGAGCCACUGGAUUGGUCUAACACACAAAGCAAAGCAGACAUCUCCAUUUAUUGUCUCUGAGUCUGGAUCCCACCUAGACUUUGACAUGUUUACUAUAUUGUCUGGUCCAGCAAUUGCUGCUAUCUCAGUGGUGUUUGAUCAUGCAGAGCAGGAAGACGUCUUGCAGUCAUGUAUUGAUGGAUUUUUGGCCAUUGCUAAACUUUCAGCAUCAUACAAUUUGAAUGAAGUAUUGGAUGAUUUGAUUGUCUCUCUUUGCAAAUUUACAACCUUGUUGCAUCCAUCUUUCGAUGAAAAUUCAAUUCUGUAUUUUGGGGAUGACACAAAAGCUAAGAUGGCAACUGUAGCAGUUUUUACCAUUGCAAACCGUUACAGUGAUCACAUACGUUUAAGCUGGAGAAACAUACUGGACUGUAUCUUGAGUUUGCAGAAGAUAGGCCUUCUUCCAGCACGUCUUGCCAGUGAUGCUACUGAUGAGUUGGAGUCUUCUCCUGAUAAUGAUCAAGUUAAAAUAUCAGCUACUCCUUCACCAGCACCUCAGGUAACGGUUCCUUCUAGGAAAUCAUCUGGGCUAAUGGGCCGGUUUAGCCUACUGUUAUCUCUUGAUGCUGAAGAACCUGCACCCCAACCCUCAGAAGAAGAGCUUGCUGCUCGCCAGCGUACUCUGCAGACAAUACAAAAUUGUCACAUUGAUACCAUUUUUGCUGAGAGUAAGUUUCUGCAAGCAGAAUCUUUAUCACAGCUUGUUCGUGCUCUUGUCGUGGCUGCAAGACGUCCUCUUAAAGGGAAUAACUCUCUGGAAGAUGAAGACACAGCUGUUUUUUGUCUGGAGUUGCUGAUUGCAAUCACUCUAAACAACCGAGAUAGGAUCAUGCUUCUAUGGCAAAACGUUUAUGAGCAUAUUGCCAGUGUUGUUCAAUCAACUGUAAUGCCUUGUGCCCUUGUAGAGAAGGCUGUAUUUGGGCUCCUUCGUAUAUGCCAGCGGUUGCUUCCUUACAAGGAAAACCUUACGGAUGAGCUUCUCAAGUCUCUGCAACUAGUAUUGAAACUUGAUGCUCGGGUGGCUGAUGCUUAUUGUGAACCAAUUACACAGGAAGUAAUGCAUCUGGUGAAAGCAAAUGCAAUGCAGAUCAGAUCUCAUAUGGGUUGGCGGACAAUCAUAUCUUUACUUUCAAUCACUGCUCGGCAUCCAGAAGCAUCUGAAUCUGGAUUUGAGACUCUGUCUUAUAUCAUGUCUGAUGGGGCCCACCUGUCACCCGCAAAUUACGUGCUUUGUGUGAAUGCUGCCCGGCAGUUUGCCGAGUCUCGAGUAGGUCAUGUCGAUAGAUCUGUCAAAUCCUUAGACCUGAUGGCUGGUUCAGUUGUUUGUCUGGUUACAUGGUUUCACCAGACUAAGGAAGCUGCUGGUGAGGAGGCUGCCGUAAAGAUGUCUCAGGAUAUACUGGAAAUGUGGAUGAGGCUUGUGCAGAGUCUCAGAAAAGUGUGUGUAGAUCACAGAGAGGAGGUCAGGAAUCAUGCAAUUGUAUUGUUACAAAGAUGCUUGACAGGAGUGGAAGGUAUCCAUAUUCCAACUGAUCUAUGGCUACAAUGUUUUGAUUUGGUAAUCUUCACAUUGCUUGAUGAACUGCCAGAACUGGCUCAGCAACAGUCUCCAAAGGACUAUCGUAGCAUGGAAGGAUCAAUGAUAUUUUCGCUUAAACUCUUGUCGAAAACAUAUUUACAGACCCUGAAUGAUCUGUCUCAGUCAACUUCAUUCUGCCAACUUUGGUUAAAGGUGCUUGGUUGUAUGGAAAAAUACAUGAAGAUGAGAUUCAGAGGGAAACGGAGCGAGAAGAUCCAUGAAUUAGUUCCCGAGCUUCUUAAGAACACACUGCUAGUGAUGAAGACGAGUGGGAUUCUUGUGCCGAGUGAUCCUGUUGGAGGAGACAGCUUUUGGCAACUAACUUGGUUGCACGUGAAAAACAUAGCCCCGUCUCUGCAGUUAGAAGUAUUUCCCAGUGAAGAAUUGGAGAAGUUGCAAGAAAAACAUGGUAAGGCUGGCUGUAGCCCUCUCCCUGAUGGAAAUGGUAUUGUUCCACCAAAUGAGACCACAGCAUGAGAAUGAUCAUUCAUCUGUAUGUUAUAAAUACAAGGAUGAUGCAUUUAUCCUGGGGAGAAGAAGUUCAAAAUUCCUGCAGCAGUGAUGCUGGUAUUAGAUCAUCUACUAUUUGGUCUGCGUUGCUAGAUAUGUACUACUUCUUAACCCCCUAACGGUGAAAAGAUGGAUGACUUCUUGGGGAGGCCAUAAGCCAUUCAUUUGGUGGCUCUAUUGUUUGUGUUUUGGAGGAUGACAGACAGAGGGGUUGCUAUAUCGUUGAAAUGUUUUUUUGGCAGCAUUAUAUUGGUAGAGCAUAAUACUAUAUUUUGUACAAUAACAUAGAGCAUCUAAUAUACUUACAUUGGACUUGUCAACUCAAAUAAGAUAGGUGGUUCAAGUUUCCAGGAUAUUUUUUUCCCAAGGAUUGGUGUAUUCAAUUGUAAUUCUUGU